GCAAAGCCUAAUCCCUUUUAUCUUGGAUGGUUGGACUCGCUUCAACAAAGUCUAUUCGUCCACCGCCUUCAAGGUAUCAUGACGAUUUUAUAGAGGAAGGUAGCCUAGGUCGUGGAGGGUAUGGCAAAGUGGUCCAAUGUGUGUUCAAAAUGGAUCAAAAGGUGUACGCUGUCAAAGGAAUUUUGAUGACCUCUGUAGACCCUCUUCUUAUGCCAUCAACUGCAGAGAUUCUCACAGAAUUUUGGAAGAUGACAUUAGGGUUGUUAUUCGGGAUUGGAAGAACAUUCCGAAGAAAGAGAGCUUCUUCGCUUGAUAUUCUCUCUCCCAAACGAGCUCCCAGAGACUUUUACAAGGGAAAAAACUGUAAACCUCCUGGUUUCCACACUCGUAAAGCCAGAUAAAUUGCCAAACUACGUAGUCCCUGAUUUGACUGGCUUUAAGGUUUUUAUUCUACCCUAAACUCUUCUGUUACUUUUCUUUGAUUCCUCGAUAUUGAACAUGAGAACAAAACAAUAGUGAAUUCCUUCGGAUAUCUUUUUACAAGUCGUAAACUUGUAAUGGUUUGAAGCUCCUUAGGUUUGUGAUCCUGAUGAUCUUAUUCGUUUUAGGUUGUGUUAGGAACCUGAAAUGGAAUGCUUACUUCUUGCAUUAACCUUGUUGUGUUUUGCAUGCCACCCUAAAUUCUUCUGUUCCUUUCCUUUGAUUCCUCUAUAUAGAUAGCCGAGUAUGUAACUUGCAUCCUAAUUGAACAUUAGAACAAAUUCCCUUUUUAAACCGUUUACAUGUCUUACUAUUCAAAGCUCCUUAAGCAUGUGUGAUCCUGACGAUUUUUUUUCCGGUCUUAAGUUUUGUGUUAGGAACCUGAAAUAGAAUGCUAGCUUAAUGUAUAACGCAAGCUUUGUUGUGUGAUCUAGCUUUGCUGAUGGAACAUUUGUAUUUUAUAGCUGAAACCAUAUGUAUCUCAGUGCCCUUUAGACGUCAACAAAACAAACGAGUCAACUGAAGCUUCCAAGUGACGAAGUUAGAAGAAACAUGUUUUUAACUUUGAAGUCUUCAUUAGCUUAAAGUUAAGGACUGUGUUAUUCUAUCAUCCUUAGAUAUCUUUUGUUACUCAACAACUCCUAGCAAGUUAUUUCGAGAUUGAGUUAAUAAAAUAAAAACUUUGAAUUGAAUCC
Molecule: messenger RNA, 1175 nt
Organism: Arabidopsis thaliana (thale cress)
Lineage: Eukaryota; Viridiplantae; Streptophyta; Magnoliopsida; Brassicales; Brassicaceae
Product: Mitochondrial ribosomal protein L27
Exons: 3
Coding region: 27-401 (124 amino acids)
Cellular component (GO): mitochondrion; mitochondrial large ribosomal subunit
Molecular function (GO): nucleotide binding; structural constituent of ribosome; ATP binding
Source: RefSeq, marked reviewed